CUCAGUUGCUGUCAGGAGGCUCAAGCUGAUACAAAUAGCAUUGUCUUCAUUGUUAUCGAUCGACAAAUCGACUUUUGCUAAAAUAAUUUGCUACGAGUUCAAUUUAACCAGCCUCUGCGCAAACAUUUUAGCAAAGUAGCUCGUGAGAAUCAGCAGGAUAACAAGUCUUACAUAUUAAAAUGGGUUCCAUUGCUCAAGCUCCUUUGUGGACACCAAAUCCAGAAACUCUGAGUUCCCUUAGGCUGGACGCAUUGAGACGAAAAGUCAACGAGAAAUUUGGGACUAAACUUGUAACAUACGCUGAUCUGCACAAGUGGUCGGUAGCGGAACCCUCUGCAUUUUGGAAUGAAGUCUGGGACCUUGCUGAGAUCAUCCACAGCGAGCCGUUUACUUCCGUUAUUGAUGAGAGCAUCCGAAUUGACAGCAUUCCAAAGUGGUUUGUCGGAACAAAGCUUAAUUACGCUGAAAAUUUACUGGAGAAGGGACAACAUGAUGACAUUGCGAUUUUUUAUAAAGGAGAAGGACAUCCAGAACCAACAAAGUUGACGUACGGAGAGCUAAGGACAGAGGUUGCGGUAUGGGCGGCAGCAUUACGAAAUGCGGGCGUGGGAAAGGAUGAUGUCGUAUGUGGAAUAUUGCCCAAUGCUCCAGAGACUCUCAUCGCAUUGCUGGCAACUUCAGCUUUGGGGGCAACUUGGACAUCAACCUCUCCUGACUAUGGGGUUACGGGGAUUGUUGAGCGAUUUAAGCAGACAGAGCCAAAAAUUUUGAUAUCCGUCAAUGCAGUUUUCUACAAUGGCAAGGUGCAUUCCAUGUCCAAGAAAUUGCACCAACUGGUAUCCGACCUACCUUCCCUUGAGAAAAUUGUCGUCAUUCCUUUCAUCCAGGGACAGGAAGCAGGGGCGAUUGACAUUCCCAAAUCCAAAUGGACGUGGGCUUCCGAAUUCUUGAACAAUUUCCGUUCAUUGAAAACGCGACUUGUCUACGAACAAGUGCCUUUUAACCAUCCAUUAUUUAUCAUGUACAGCUCUGGCACGACAGGAAAACCAAAAUGUAUGGUACAUUCUGUUGGGGGAACUUUAAUGAAACAUGCCGAAGAGCACCUCCUGCAGUCAAAUCUCAAGAAAACCGACGUAAUCUUUUAUUACACCACGGUCGGAUGGAUGAUGUACCAAUGGUUGAUAUCUUCGUUGAUAACUGGAUGUACGGUCAUACUGUACGAUGGUGCACCUUCAAAAGCUCUCUGGAGUCUAAUUGAUGAAUUCAAAAUCACAAUAUUUGGAACAAGUGCAAAAUGGUUGGCCGUACAAGAAGAAGUGGCACGAAAAUGUAUUAAACUUGAUGGAGAAGAUGUGGAGGCGUUAAAAAAGGAGCUGAAUAAGAACAAAACAUCCUUGAAAAUGAUCCUUUCCACAGGAUCACCCUUAAAGCCUCAAUCGUUUGACUUUAUUUAUGAAUAUGUCAAGCAUGACGUUUUAGUUGGAUCAAUUUCAGGAGGAACUGACUGCAUUGGUUGCUUUAUGGGACAAAAUCCAAUGUUGCCAGUGUAUCGAGGAGAAAUUCAAUCCUACCACUUGGGAUGUGAUUUAGACUGCGUGGAUGACGAAGGAGAAAGUGUGAUAGGGGAACGCGGUGAACUGGUUGUGAGGACUCCGUUCCCUUCAAUGCCGACCAAAUUUCACAAUGACACGGACGGAUUGCUGUACAAAAAAGCAUAUUUCGCAAAGCACACUGGAAUUUGGGCUCAUGGGGAUUUUAUUAUGAUAAAUCCACAAACCAAAGGAAUUGUCAUGUUAGGACGAAGUGACGCGACACUGAAUCCCAAUGGUGUCCGAUUCGGAAGUGCUGAGAUUUAUCAAAUUGUUGAGCACUUUAUUGAGGUUUCCGACAGCGUGUGUGUGGCUCAAAGGAACGAGGCAGGAACUGACGAAAGGGUUGUCUUAUUUUUAAGACUAUUGCCCAACAUAGCAUUUUCUGAUGACCUGGUGAACAGAAUUAAACUGGUCAUUCGAGAACAACUCAGUCCUCGACAUGUGCCUGCCGUGAUACUCCCAAUUUCAGAUAUCCCUUACACGAUAAGUGGGAAGAAGGUUGAGAUUGCUGUUCGAAACAUUAUCGAAGGAGAAGAAGUGAAGAACGUGGGCGCCCUAGCGAACCCAAAAUGUUUGGACCUGUAUCGCAACAUUCCAGUUCUGCAGACUUAUUCGUAAUCUCCAUCAUCAUAAGAGCGCAUACAUACAUAUGUAAUUCAUAAAUAUAAUGUGAAGGUGUGUAUUUUCUAAAACAUAAUACUUUGAGAAGAGUCUACAUAUAUAUUCGAUAUGAUAACAAUGAUCGGUUACUGUUUCUCCUUUCGUUUAUGUGAGAUCAAUAUUUUAUAUAUAAUAAAUACACCCAUGUUAACGUCACAUGGAAAAUAUUGUGCAGUUAUUGGGUCUAUUUUAAUAAAUUGGCAGAAUCGGAA
Molecule: messenger RNA, 2464 nt
Organism: Folsomia candida
Lineage: Eukaryota; Metazoa; Arthropoda; Collembola; Entomobryomorpha; Isotomidae
Product: acetoacetyl-CoA synthetase
Exons: 13
Coding region: 180-2210 (676 amino acids)
Biological process (GO): lipid metabolic process
Cellular component (GO): cytosol
Molecular function (GO): acetoacetate-CoA ligase activity
Source: RefSeq, a predicted model, not a curated record